AUGACAGAACACAUCGUACACCACAGGCUUUAUGGAGUGAUUCUCAUGUCAAGUUUUAUCUUUCUUUCAGACAUGCUUUCACUAAAAGGCAAAAGACUGGAUUUUUAUGGAAGAGGUGACACACAUGUAAGCCUGACCAACACCGUUCCUGAACUCAGCCGAUGUACAGCAUGCAUUGAUCUGGUGUUCAGGGGUGACACUUCAAGUUCUUGGAUAGCCUUCUCCUAUAUUACUAAUAACCGCUUCCGCGGCAGAGAAGACAUAGACCUUGGACUUGCAGGGAACCGUCAACAGCUAAUAAUAUACAACUUGGGCAAGGCCUUUCAUAUCAGUUACCAUCUAAUUCCACUUCAAUGGCACACAAUAUGCUUGAUAUGGGAUGGUGUGAAGGGCAGAUUAGAGCUCUUCCUGAAUAAAGAGAGGAUAUUGGUAAUCAUGGAUCAGCCACACAACCUGCCACCGAAUGGGACUCUGGUCCUAGGACACUUUCGGAAGAAAGGGGUUGGCCACCUUAAACCUUUGAUACCUCGCUUUACUGGCAGCUUGUACUACUUUCAACUCUGGGACCGCAUCCUGGAAAACGAAGAAUUUAUGAAGUGUUUAGGUGGAAAUGUAGUUAGUUGGGAAGCAGAUGUUUGGCUUGUCAACAAGAUCAUCCCAACUGUUGACAGGAGAUUGCGCUGUUUUGUUUCAGAAAAUAUGACAAUUCAAGAAACAAGUACAACUUUAUCACAACAAAUAGAGUUGACAACUCCUUCCCAAGUUACUGGACUAAAACCACAAACGACUGUCCAUUACUCUACUGUGAUGUCUAAAAGCCUACCUGUAUUUGUGACUGAUUAUGCAACCAUUUCAUACUCCAAUGCAACAGUGCCAUCUCUGGAAACAACAACUACAUCAAAAAUGUUAACAACAUCUAUAGCUGAAACAGCUACUUUUGCAGUAGACACGUCAUCUACUUCCACAGCCAUGACUUCACCUACCCAGAGCAUAUCCAUAUGCAAUGCCACCGAUUCCAUGCAAAUAACUAAAUCUCCAUCUUCAGAAAGCACAAGGCCAACAGAAAUAGUGCAAUCCACGGCUACUAAGACCUUUCAUCCAACUACAGCUACUAACUUCCUGUCCACAUCUUUAUUUAGUGAGGAUUCAAUUGCAUCUCAAACUUCAGCCACUGAAUCUCAGUCAGUCAUCACGAAGAUGACAUCUUUAUUUGCAACUACUGAAUCAACAUCCAUGUCCCCAACAUCUUGGCCAAAACACAAACCUACUGAUAUUGCAGUAUCUCCUAUCUCCACUUCUGAACAGGAGUUUCUAGUGUCCACAGCUGCUGGAACUGUACCUUGGUCCAUAGUAGGAGGGACUUCAGGUAAAAGUACUGGCAUUAGGACUACAUCAGCAUUUACGCCCAAGUCUCUGCUUAGCUCCAUAGCUGCUUCUGCAGAUUCUGUGUUUCCUAGAAAUCAGACGGUAUCUACAUUGGCAACAACAAAUAUGGAAAAAGCAUUUACAAUUCAUUCAAUGAUGCCUACUGGGGCCACACCUACCAUAAUUACAGCAGAAACCGAAUUGCCAUCCACAAACUUCCAGAAUAUCUCUUUAUCCCAUGUGGAGGAUGCUGUAUCUACUUUUAUGCCACAAGAGACCUCUUCUUUGGCCCUUUCUCCCAUGAAAUCCUUUCCAAUUACUGAAACUCAAAGUGUACAGACAGGUUUCGAUGCUGAGAGUCCACAUCCAACCUUAACUCCUGGAAUCACACUUGCACAGGAAAUGACUGAAGCUGCACUCUCCCCUAUAAUCACAGGGCCAGUAUACACCCAGAAGACACCCCCAGCAGGUGAACACAUGUUCACUUCGAUUUCCACUAUAUCAGCUCCCACAGUCAAAGCAUUUGAACCAGGUCCCACAUCUUUAACAGAUGAAACGGCCCAUUGGCUCUCUUCCGAGGAGAAUGCUUGGACAUCGAGGCCUGACCAGAUGCUGCUGACACGUAUUAACUCUACUACUGUACUUACAUUUGUGUCCAGUGAAAAUGUCACAUCAGCAUUCCAUGUGAGUACUACUAACCCAGAAAAUUCAUCCACAACUACUAAUCUUAUCACCCCACCAGAAUUUCCCACAGAAAGCAAUGCCACUGGAGUCAGAUAUAUGACAACUUUAUCCACAUUGACAUCUCCAUGGCUUGGUAAUUUCUCUUCCAUUUCUGGAACCACAUCUGGAGCCAAUCUUCCUCAAUUUAAACUCACCACCUUACUAAAAACCAUCCCUGGACUCACGGUUGCUGCAAAUGAACUCUCUACAAUACCAGGGGAGGAAGCUGUCUCACCAGUAGAUACAGUAUCUACCCAUGCUGACAUUAAACUGAAUUUUUCUAUCCAGGAAAGCACUUCUGAGUCUACACACACAGAAUCAGAUGGCACAAUUGCAUCUGGUGUUACAACAGUCUCUGUACCAAAAUCUGCAACAACACUAAGAUCCAACAAUAAUUUGAUGACUAAAGAAACAACUUCUCAUCAUCUUAAAGGAAAAUCAACUGUAGCAGCAAUAUCUGAAGUUUCCUUGUUUCCAACAGUGUUGAAAGUGACAGAUGAAUCAGCACAAACAGUGACAGCUUCUGUCACUCUUUCCCCUUUCCCUGGUGUAGAAAAAUUGACUACCUCAUUGGAUAAUAAAAUUGCAACUGCUGAGCUUGAAGGGAGUUGGAUUUCUACAACAUUGAUGAAAACUAUGCCUACGAAUUCAUACAAUGGAACUCCAGAAAACUUUAAUUCAACCCACGCCUAUCCAACACACUGGACUUCAGAGACAUCUGAGGGGCCUUUAGCUCUGUCUUCCACUCCUGAGAGUACCAAGAUGUUCCCUGAACCCCUUCACACUUUCACCACGAGGAUAAUUGGAGCCUCUAUAGACAGGACAGCUAAGUCCUGGUCUUCUGCCAUCUUGUCACUAAAGACUGCAGCUUCUCACUCAUCAGCAACUCAUAUACCUAUCACUCACAUCUUCUCCCUGCCAGUUACUGUCUCUCCUGCCACCUCCAUGGUGGUUUCUGGUGAAGCUAAGGUGACUAUACCUGUAACUUCCAAUCUGGCCAUGGAUUUUCUCACAUCCAUGCCCUUAAAUGUUGUGAAUCUUUCAUCAGCUACAAUGACUUCAGCAUUAGUGCCACCAUUGAGUCAAACAACUUCUGUGACCAAUGAUAUCAUUCCUACACAGACAGAUUCAAUUAAUACCACUUCAGAGGCCACAGUGAUGUCUUCAAUGACACUCAUGUCAGUUCCCUCUCAGACAGAAACUCUAGUUCCCUUGUUGAGAUCCCCCAUUCCUAUUACAACCAAGACUAAGGUCACACUUCCCUCCACGUCAGGUGACACAGUAACUCCAUCCACACACACUCUUGUUUGCUCCAAACCUGCAGCUGUGUCUUCUACUCAUGCAAUCUCAACUAUGUCUACAUCGGUAGCAACUCAACCCAUAUCACAAGUGGAUGAAAUAGCUCCCUCUACUCUUAGCUUUCCGUUCACUUUCAGUGGCAGUGGAGAUGCUGCUAGCUUGGCUAUUGGCACCACGGAGACUCCAACUGUUGCUGAAACAAUGCCUUCACACACCUCUUCCAACAAACUUAUUGCCUCAGCAGAUGUCUACAUUUCUCACUCUUCCACACAUCUCGUAAACAUGUCAGCCUCCACUCAAUUGGCCACUGGCAUCUCUACCUUACCUUCUGCCAAAGAUGAGAUGACCAUCUCUCUGGGAAAAACAUCUAGAACUAUGGAGGUGACAGAAAUGUCCCCAUCAAAAAAUUCUUUUAUUUCCUAUUCCAAGAGUACUUCAUCUUUGGAAAUGACUGAUGCAGAAUUUUCUGAGACCACAGAAGUUUCCAGCUACCAAACAUACUCAGCUUCAGAGAUUCCAUUUGAAACUCCAACUGAUGAGAAUUCAACUACAUCUACCACUUCCAAGGGCACCUGGACUACACCUUCCUUGACUUCAAAUUACCAAGUAGAUGUUCACAUUUCAGAAAUGCCUAACAGUCUUGGGAAAACAACUCCCCCUUCACAAGCUCUAACAAAAACCACCUUUUUGCCUCCUGAAAAGGAAAACACAAGUGCCCUUUCAAUGCAUACACCCAGGACUGUGGAAAAGAUAGCAAAUUCCUCCUCUGGGACUCACCAGGAUGCUUCCUUUGUAAAUACAACUUCCAGGACAGCCAACACAUCAAAUCCUGAGUUCAUCAACUCAACUCUUUCACAGUUCUCCUCACUUAAGACUCCACCUGAGGUGACUUCGUUUACCUCUUCCAUUUCAGAAAGCAUACCAGCUUUCCCUAAAUCCUUGUCUCCUUCCACAGCUGGAUUAUCCAAUUCCAAAUUUACAGUUGUCUCUAAUAACAGGAUCACCACAACUCUUUCUGUACCAAAUGUACCUACACUUCUUAGGGAAACCCCUGCAGAAAUGUCAAUUCCUAUUUCCGAGAUGUCUACAUUGCCAGGUGAUGUCACUGCCUUUACCUUCAAAACAUUUUCUGACCCUCUGGCAACAAUAAUGACUAAAUCUUCCAAAACAACGUAUCCAGGUUGUUUUAAAAGUCCCUCAGUAGCCACUUCUGUACUUAUGCCUGAGAUAGCUUCAAUUCCAGUUAGUGACUUUACUUUCUCACCUGCAGCAGUUUCUUCAGACACUUCCACACUAAUUGAGUCAUUUUCCACUUCACUGUCUCCAGCUACCCCUAGGAUGACUGUGACUACACAAGCAUCUACAUUGAAUGUCACACCUGUGAUAUAUCCCAGGCUGACCUCCAAAAGCACAGUAGCUUCCUCUGCUUCAACUACUUCAGAAAUGACAGACAUGUCCUCUAGGAUCACUCCUACUUCUAUUUCCAUUCCAACGGAGGCAACUUUUCUGUCCAUGAAAACCACUCCAAUCACUACUAUGGCUGGGCCAGUGACCUCAGUUUUAAACACUACUGCCUCUCCAUUGCUCAGGACUAAGAACACUGAAGCUACUUCUUCCAUUCCAAAGACAACAUCUUUUCCAUCAGUGCUAACAACUCUGAAGUCACCACAGGAAGAUGAAGCUACACCUCUGGGCAUAUUAUCUGGGAUUACUACCAGCUCCAUAUCUACUGUGAGCAAUGGUAGGACGACAGCUUUCACAAACACUCAUUCUAGAACCCCUUCCCCUGAAACAGUGCUUUCAUCUACUCCUUUAGCUAAUCCUCAUACUACCUUGAAUAUUCAGGUUUCCCCAUCUUGGACAAACUCUAAGAUCACACCUGGACCCACAGAAAGUAUAAAAGCUACCUCUACUUACCUUUCCUCUAAUACAGGAAAGAUGAUUUCUUUGUUACAAAAUACUUCUUUAACAACUGAGUUCACAAAACGCACCACAUCUGAGGAUAUUCCUGUUGUGUAUCCUUCAUGGACCCGGUCUAGUGAAACUACACCCUCUUUGAUAUCACUUCUUUAUUCACCUCAUGGUGCUGAGGCCAGGUUUUCAACUCCAAAGAUCUCUCCUACAUCCCAAGUGGUUGGAUUUCCAGGUGUGGGAACAAAAAUCACAUCAAGUAAAACCCAGUCUUUGCUUAUGACUUCCUGGAAAACACAUAGAGCUGAAGAUUCUCAAUUUCCACUUUCUACCACUACUCAUAGGCCUAUACCCAACAAGAUGGAAACAGAGACACCACACCUUGUUCCUGGGACUUUGUCACCAUUGGCAGCCUCUCCUGCUAGUCUAGUCUCUAAAGAUGCUAUUGCUGCAUCAACCAGUCCCACAUCAGGAAUGCUUACUACGUUGGGGACUUCUGAGAACCUUUCAUUAUCAACAUCUUUAAGGUCUACCCCUACUAGUUGGCCUGAUAAGCCACCCAUACUUGAGAAAACAACCACAUAUGUAACUCCCAGGACUACAGUCCCACCAAAUCCUCUAAUCUCUAUGACCACUACUUCACCCAUGCUAACUUUUUUAUCUAGCCUUCCUUCAGGUUCCAUGCUGAUGACAGCUCCUCAUGCUGUAACGUCCUCUAUGGCAGAGGUGUCCAAAUCCACAUUUCCUACUGACACGAUCCCAAUGUAUGCAUUCACUAACUUUACAAAACUACCGUUUGCUACUGGAAGCACCAUGCUCAACAAAAUUACUUCUACACCUACACUGGGAAGCAGCACUACUGGCCCCCCAACUUCCCUCCCUAUGUCUACGCAAGUCACAGAUAACAGAAUGGAUAAUCUCACAUCCCUCAAGACAACCUCCAGAGCCAUUCUGACUGGCAACUCCGGUACUAUGUUUCAGUCUCCAUCUUUUAGUGGAAUGAGUGUAUCGCCCUCUACAUCUGAUCAUCCUAUAUCUUUUGGUUCCAUGCUUCCACCUAGUCCUACAGAAGCAUCUGCAUGGAGCAGAAUCCCUGCUACGUCAGCUCCACCUUCUUUAAUCCUUCCCAAGUCCACACUGGAGUCCCUUAUCAAUAUAACCACUACUACAUCUACCACUGCUCGAGCCCCAUCUCCAUUCAUAUCCACUGGGCUGGCAUAUUCUUCUACAGAUGUUGUAUCUUCACUAAUCUCUUCCUCUUUUAAGGCAACCUGGCUGGACUCCACGUUUUCUUUUCUAACUACUAAAGCACUGACUUCACCAACUGCUAGUGAGUCCAUAGUUUCCUUCUACAAUAUCGAAAUGAAAUUCUCUGUCUUUGAUGAAGAGUCAAGGGUCCCUAUUACCAGUGUUAUACAUGAAUUUGUGAAAAAUUGGCUGAAUUUUAUAUUUGAGGACAGUGAAUUUUGUCUUGCUAAUCUAGCUGUCCAAAUUAAAAGCAGAGGCACUUCCAAGGAAGAAAUGGCCUUGUUCCAGAGUAUUUUGGAACGGAGAGAAGGGCAAGCAAUGGCUACAAUUUCCCAUGUACCAUACAGCUGUGCUUGUCAGGUUAUAAUAAAGGCCAGCUCCUCUUUGGAACCCACGGAAUUGAUCAGCAGGAUCAGAAAUAAAAUAUAUGGAAACCUCACACAUGGAAACUUCACACAAGAUGAAUUGGUGUUAUUGGUAAAGUCUGACCAUGUUGUAGUGAAAAAGCUAGAGCCAGGAAAGUGCAAAGCCGAUGAAACACCCUCCAAAUACAAAGGGACAUAUAAGUGGCUAUUAACCAACCCUACUGAGACAGCCCAAACUAGAUGCAUAAAAAAUGAGGAUGGAAACGCCACUAGAAUCUGUUCAAUCAGCAUCCAAACAGGCAAAUCUCAGUGGGCAAAACCAAGGCUUAAGCAAUGCAAGUUGCUUCAAGGACUUCCAGAUAAGAUUGUGGAUCUCGCUAAUAUUACCAUAAAUGACGAGAAUGCAGAUGAUGUUGCAGAGCACAUUUUAAAUUUGAUAAAUGAAUCUCCACCUCUGGAUGAAGAGGAGACCAGGAUUAUUGUGUCUAAAAUAGCUGAGAUUUCAAAGUGUGAUGAGAUAAGUAUGAACUUAACCCAGAUUAUAUUACAAAUAAUCACUGCUGUUUCAGAAAAGCAAAACGAUUCCACCUCCCAUCUGCAUCAAGUAAGCAAUGUAAUUCUGAAGAUAAUUGAGCGUGCUGGCCACAAGAUGGAGUUUUCUGGAAGGACAGCAAAUGUCACGGUGUCUGGGCUGGCUUUGGCUGUGCUGCGGGUGGGCCAUGGUUUUCAAGGCAUGGCCUUCAGCAUUCGCUCCUACAAGGAUGGCACAACCCCUGAGAUUUACCUAGGUGCUGUCCCACUGGAGAAGACUUUGGCUUCCAUAUAUUUGCCUAAUUCACUGAGUAACAGAAUUCCUCUUAACAACUUACAAACCAUCUUAUUUAGUUUUUUUGGCCAAACUUCACUCUUUAAGAUCACAAAUGUAACUAAAGCAUUAACCUCCUAUGUUGUGAGUGCCAGCAUUUCAAAUGCGCCCAUUCAAAAUUUGGCUGAUCCAGUGGUUAUCACUCUGCAGCAUAUUGAAGGAAAGCGGAACUAUGAUCAGGUUCACUGUGCCUUUUGGGAUUUUGAGACUAACAAUGGGCUAGGUGGAUGGAAUUCAUCAGGCUGCAAAGUAAAAGAAACAAACAUAAAUUAUACAGUCUGUCAGUGUGACCAUCUCACCCACUUUGGAGUUUUAAUGGAUUUGUCCAGGUCAACAGUGGAUCCAGUGAAUGAACGGAUAUUAGUAAUUAUAACGUACAGUGGAUGUGGCAUCUCCUCCAUUUUCCUGGGAAUUGCAAUGGUGACAUACAUAGCUUUCUACAAACUUAGGAAAGAUUAUCCCUCCAAAAUCCUGAUCAACCUGUGCACAGCACUACUAAUGCUGAACCUAGUGUUUCUGGUCAACUCAUCAUUGUCAUCAGUGCAGAAUGUGGGCCUCUGUGUCACAGCUGCAGUGGCACUUCACUACUUUCUGCUCGUUUCCUUAACUUGGAUGGGCCUGGAGGCAGUUCACAUGUAUUUUGCUCUAGUCAAAGUCUUCAAUAUAUACAUUCCAAAUUAUAUCCUUAAAUUUUGCCUAGUUGGCUGGGGAGUCCCAGCAAUCACCGUGGCUAUCUUACUCACUGUGAGAAAAGAUCUGUACGGGACUCUGAGCCCGACAACUCUGUUUUGUUGGAUUAAGGAUGAUUCUAUCUUUUACAUCUCAGUGGUGGCUUAUUUUUGCCUCAUAUUUUUUGUGAAUCUCUCCAUGUUCUGCACUGUUCUUGCUCAACUGAAUUCCAUGAAAUCUCAAAGGCAGAAGACUCGGCGCAAGAUGAUCCUACGUGACCUCAAAGGCAUACUAAGCCUGACAUUCUUACUUGGCCUCACCUGGGGGUUUGCCUUUUUUGCCUGGGGACCUGUGAGGAUCUUUUUCUUGUAUCUUUUUGCCAUUUGCAAUAGUUUGCAAGGAUUCCUCAUUUUUGUGUUUUACUGCGUGAUGAAGGAGAGUGUGCGGGAGCAGUGGCACAUACACCUCCGUUGUGGGUGGCUGCGACUGGAUAACUUUUCUGAUGGGAGCAGAAGAUUUGGGGGAUGUGUUGGGUAUAAACAGAAGCGAGUGAAGAAGGCCUUUGAACACAAAUUGCUGACACCAUCCCUUAAGUCAACUGCGACUAGCUGCACUUUCAAAUCCUUAGACUGCAUUCAAGACACUCCUUCAGAAAUAAGCUUCUCAAAUGAUGACUUUGAUGAAGAUCCCUACUGUUUAUCUCCCUUGAGUUGCAAAGUUAUGCCUAAUUGUCAGUCACCAAGCUUUUUCGUCCUUCACACCACUGAAACUGUUUGGACAAAUAUCACCAAGGACAAUCCGAUGGAUCAGUAUGAUUUCCUCUCAGACCUUAUGCCUUGA
Molecule: messenger RNA, 9285 nt
Organism: Octodon degus (degu)
Lineage: Eukaryota; Metazoa; Chordata; Mammalia; Rodentia; Octodontidae
Gene: Adgrg4
Product: adhesion G protein-coupled receptor G4
Exons: 24
Coding region: 1-9285 (3094 amino acids)
Biological process (GO): adenylate cyclase-activating G protein-coupled receptor signaling pathway; cell surface receptor signaling pathway
Cellular component (GO): membrane
Molecular function (GO): G protein-coupled receptor activity
Source: RefSeq, a predicted model, not a curated record